AUGAAAAACUUUAAGAGAAAUUUGGAACUUUGUUCGGGCUGUUACAACACUGAUCCAAUUAUUAGGCCACUGUGUGAACUAGAUGGCACUGCUUUGCGAGAUAUUUUGCCUGAGAUUCCUAUCUGGGUGGACUGGUUGAACAAGUUUAUUUCGGAAAUGUGGCCUUACCUUGACAAGCCUCGUGUAGACUUUGGUCUGAAAAUACUGGGAGGGGAUAUAAUGUCCAUACCCGGCCUUUAUCGAUUUGUUCAGGAGACUAUUAGAAAAGAAGUUGCCAACCUCUACCUCUGGCCCCAAUUUCUUGAAAUACCAGUCAUUGAUGCUUCCACAUUGGCCACGAGCAAGACCGUAGGGAUACUGCAUGACACAAGCAGUAGUGAUCCUCAAAGCAGUAAGAACAGAGGGACAGUUGUGGUGGAGCUGACGUAUAAUCCUUUCAAAGAAGAUAGUGAUGGGUCUAGUGGACCUCUGGAUGCCGAUGGGCGGAAUGAAAGUAUAAAUGAUAGGGCAUUAGGCAAUGAGAGCCCCAAUGGAGCAGGUGUACUUUUGGUUACAGUUCAAGGAGCUGAGGAUGUAGAGGGAAAGCAUCACAACAAUCCGUAUGCUUUGGUACUUUUUAGAGGAGAAAGGAAGAAAUCAAAGGUAAUCAAGAAAACUCGCGAUCCAAUCUGGAAUGAAGAGUUUCAGUUUAUGCUUGAAGAGCCUCUGGUAAGUGAGAAGAUCCAUAUUCAGGUCAUGAGCAAGCGAAGCAGCCUUAGUCUCCAAUCAAAGGAGUCAUUGGGGCAUGUGGAUAUUAGUCUUCCUGAUGUUGUACAUGACGGACGCAUCAACGAGAAAUACCAUUUGAUAGAUUCAAAGAAUGGAAUGAUACAUGUUGAGUUGGAGUGGAAGACAAUUUGUGAACCAGGAUGA
Messenger RNA from Cornus florida, 912 nucleotides. Its product is annotated as synaptotagmin-3-like. Lineage: Eukaryota; Viridiplantae; Streptophyta; Magnoliopsida; Cornales; Cornaceae. The transcript is spliced from 10 exons. Bases 1 to 912 code for a protein of 303 amino acids. The record is from RefSeq and is a predicted model, not a curated record. Gene Ontology annotation, molecular function: lipid binding. Gene Ontology annotation, cellular component: endoplasmic reticulum.